Messenger RNA from Aspergillus neoniger CBS 115656, 704 nucleotides. Its product is annotated as DASH complex subunit DAD3 family protein. The record is from RefSeq and is a predicted model, not a curated record. The transcript is spliced from 3 exons. Gene Ontology annotation, biological process: attachment of spindle microtubules to kinetochore. Bases 126 to 704 code for a protein of 192 amino acids. Gene Ontology annotation, cellular component: mitotic spindle; DASH complex. NCBI's taxonomy places the organism in Eukaryota, Fungi, Ascomycota, Eurotiomycetes, Eurotiales, Aspergillaceae.
CAAACAUACCUACUUUCAACAUACACCAAACAACGCACCUCCCACCAACUCAACAACUCCCAACACACACAGAGACACCCAAAAUCAAGAGCACAAAAGAAAUUAGCAAGAAGAUACUCGUUAAAAUGUCCUCCCCACCCGACUCCCACAACCACACCCCCCUCCACGACCAAGACCAAGACCAAGACCCCUCCCCCUCCGCGCCAGACUCAACCCCCAACAACCCUCUCCUCCGCACCACCAACCCGCUCGUCAGCUCCCUGGAACAAGAAGUCCUAGAUGAAUAUACUCGGCUAUUAGGGAAUGUGAAUAAGGCUUUACACACCACUACACGCAUGCUAACCAUACCCCCGAAUGGGAUAAAGCUAUCAACCAAACUCUCCACACUCGCCGAAUCCCCCACGACCCUCACACUGGACGGCCUCCGCGGCCUGGAACGUCAAACCGCGACUGUCUGUACCCUGCUCAAGGCGAGCGUGUAUAGUAUUGUUCUCCAACAGCAGAUUUUUAAUGAGAGUGAGGAGCAACAACAACAACAACAGCAGCAGAUGCAGAUGCAGCAGCAGAUGGAGAUGGAGGGGGAUGGGUAUUCGGGGAUGAUGGGGCAGGGGGAUGAUGGGUAUGAGCAGGGGGGGGAUGGGAUAUGGGGAUGGUGGAUUGCAUGGUAUGGGUUGACUGGGUUGGGCUAUGGGUGUGGUGUUUGA